AUGGGCACCACGGAAGCCACGAUGCGCAUGGACAACGUGGAGGUCAAGGAAGAGUGGCAGGAUGAGGACUUUCCCAGGCCCCUCCCAGAAGAAGCAGGCAUGGAGUCCUUGGGAAGCCCUUCGGGGAACGUCUUGGCUCCGCCGGGCUCCUUGCAUUUUAGUAACGGGGCCCUUCACAAGAGGAAGACUCUGGUGGCCCCGGAAAUCAACAUUUCUUUGGACCAGAGCGAAGGCUCCCUUCUUUCCGACGAUUUCCUGGACACGCCGGAUGACCUGGAUAUAAACGUCGAUGACAUUGAAACACCGGAUGAGACGGAUUCCCUGGAAUUCCUGGGAAACGGCAACGAGCUGGAAUGGGAAGACGAUACUCCCGUGGCCACAGCCAAAAACAUGCCCGGAGACAGUGCAGACCUAUUUGGAGAUGGAGGCGGGGAAGAUGGCGGUGCCCCCAAUGGCCGCCUCUGGAGGACGGUCAUCAUCGGGGAACAGGAGCACCGCAUCGAUCUGCAGAUGAUCAAGCCGUACAUGAAGGUGGUAACGCAUGGAGGUUACUACGGGGAAGGCCUCAACGCCAUCAUUGUCUUCGCGGCUUGUUACUUGCCGGACAGCAACCUGCCUGAUUACCAUUACAUCAUGGAGAACCUCUUUCUGUACGUGAUCAGCAGUUUGGAGCUGCUGGUGGCUGAAGAUUACAUGAUUGUAUAUCUGAACGGCGCCACUCCACGGAGGAGAAUGCCGGGCAUCGGCUGGCUGAAAAAGUGCUACCAGAUGAUCGACAGACGGUUACGGAAAAACCUGAAAGCGCUAAUAAUUGUUCACCCUUCCUGGUUCAUUCGGACGGUGCUGGCAAUAUCCCGGCCGUUCAUCAGUGUGAAAUUCAUCAGCAAAAUCCAGUAUGUUCACACCUUGGAGGAACUAGCUCAUACGAUUCCCAUGGAGCACGUCCAGAUUCCAGAUUGCAUCCUGCAGUUCGAAGAGGAGCGAAACCAGGCCAGGAAAGAGCGGGCAGAAGGAGUGAAACAGGACGUGGCCGAGAGAGACAGGACUGCCCUUCCUUCAGAAGAUCAGGAAACAAGCAUGUCAUGAAUAAGGAUGGAGAGACGGACGGACGCGGCUGAAGACAACCCUCCCCCUGAUAAGAAAACACCCAACCGCCACACGUUCCU
Molecule: messenger RNA, 1166 nt
Organism: Pseudonaja textilis
Lineage: Eukaryota; Metazoa; Chordata; Lepidosauria; Squamata; Elapidae
Gene: ATCAY
Product: ATCAY kinesin light chain interacting caytaxin
Biological process (GO): apoptotic process
Cellular component (GO): cytoplasm
Source: RefSeq, a predicted model, not a curated record